GCAAAUGGAAGCCAUAAUCGCUCUAAUCAUCUCUCUCUCUUUCCCUCUUUUACUUGCCGUUUACGCAUUUCGACGACGGCCGGAAAACAAUCCCGAAUUCCCGCCGGGAAGUUUUGGAUGGCCUAUUUUGGGAGAGACGAUCGGAUUCUUGUUUGGGAAGCCGGAGAAAUUCGUCCAUGACCGGAUGAAGAAAUACUCGCCGGAAAUAUUCAAGACGAUGAUAUUAGGGGAGAAAACGGCGGUGAUAUGUGGGCCCAACGGCCACAAGUUUCUCUUCUCCAACGAGCAAAAGCUUUUCACCGCCUUUAGGCCUCACGCCACGCAGAGAUUAUUCCGUUCCUACCAGCCCAAAACCCCGCCACCUCAGCCCCAGCCCGAAACCGUCCGCCACGAGGAGGCGGCGAUGAUUCGCCAACCGGGCUUUCUAAAGCCCGAAGCUCUGGCCCGAUUCUUGGGCAGUAUGGAUCGUACAGCCCGAGAGCUCUUGCGGGACCACUUCGAAGGCAAAACAGAAGUUCGGGCCUGCCCGCUCGCCAAAUCUUUCACUCUAGCCCUCUCGGGCCGGUUCUUCCUGGGAAUAGAUAACCCGAACCGUAUAACCCGGCUAAUCAGUUACUUCGAUGACGUCACCUUGGGGAUGCACUCCAUGGUGCUCAACUUCCCGGGGACGGCGUUUUACCGGGCGAACAAGGCGGCGGCCGCCAUUAGAGAAGAGCUGAGAAGAGUGGUUCGGGAGAAGAAAGAGGCAAUGCAGAGCGGAGCCGCCAUUAGAGACAUACUCUCUCACAUGAUGACGGCGGGGAUGCCGGAAAACGAGGCGGUGGACAAAAUCAUGGGAUUAGUGGUGGCCGGAUACAGCACGGUGGCGACCACCAUAACUUUCCUGAUGAAAUACGUCGGAGAGAGACCUGAGAUCUACCGGAGAAUCCGCGCGGAGCAAAUGGAGAUUGCAGGGAGAAAGAAGGAGGGAGAGGGAUUGGAAUGGGAAGAUAUGCAGAAAAUGAAGUAUUCAUGGAAUGUAAUAUGUGAAACUAUGAGACUAACCCCUCCUCUUCAAGGCACAUUUAGGGAAGCCCUCACAGAUUUCACCUAUGCAGGCUAUACCAUCCCAAGGGGUUGGAAGGUGUAUUGGACCGUGAGCAGCACCAACAACAAUUCUAAAUACUUUGAGGAUCCUGAGAAAUUCGACCCUGAGAGAUAUGAUAGAGGGGAAGGGAGUGCACCAUACACGUAUGUGCCUUUCGGCGGAGGGCCUAGGACGUGUCCGGGAAAAGAGUAUGCACGGCUAGCUAUAUUGGCUUUCCUGCACAAUGUUGUGAAGAAGUACCGGUGGGAGGUGAUAGAGCCCAAGGAGAAGGUGGUUGGUGACAUGAUGCCAACCCCUCAAAAUGGACUUCCCAUACGACUCUAUCAUAUAUGAUUAGGGCUAUUGGAAGAAUUUUAUUAUAUGUACUCUCAAUUUUUAUUCCAUUACUUUUACUUUUUUUAUGUGACUAGCUAGAUAAGUUAUUUUUUCAUGUGAGUCAUAAUAAAAGUGUUUACAUCUUUAUCAAAA
Messenger RNA from Ipomoea triloba (trilobed morning glory), 1555 nucleotides. RefSeq names its product beta-amyrin 28-monooxygenase-like. NCBI's taxonomy places the organism in Eukaryota, Viridiplantae, Streptophyta, Magnoliopsida, Solanales, Convolvulaceae. The record is from RefSeq and is a predicted model, not a curated record. Gene Ontology annotation, molecular function: heme binding; iron ion binding; oxidoreductase activity, acting on paired donors, with incorporation or reduction of molecular oxygen. The transcript is spliced from 2 exons. Gene Ontology annotation, biological process: sterol metabolic process. Bases 5 to 1420 code for a protein of 471 amino acids.